Molecule: messenger RNA, 972 nt
Organism: Clonostachys solani
Lineage: Eukaryota; Fungi; Ascomycota; Sordariomycetes; Hypocreales; Bionectriaceae
Source: the annotation of a GenBank genome assembly
AUGGGGAUUCUUACGAGACUCGGCCUUCGUCGCAGCAGCAUCUGGGAGCCGUAUACUAUUCUGGACUAUCUGAUAUCGUCGCCGUUAAUUUACUUGAGCAUAAAGUUCUACUACUUCAUUCUCUUCCUGCGACCAUGCCCGGUCCAUCCUCCUAAGGAUAAGCCCGCUGUCCGUCUCGUCUGUAUCGCUGACACCCAUAGUCAGACUGUGGCAGUCCCGGAUGGCGAUAUCCUGAUCCAUGCAGGUGACAUCACGCAUUUUGGAACCGUUGCCGAGCUCAACACUCAAUUCGAUUGGCUCCGCUCCCAACCACAUCCCGUCAAGAUCAUCGUCGCUGGGAAUCAUGACUACUGGUUCGAUCCGGCCAACCGCCCUACCGAAGAUGUUUCCUCGGGCCAAAUGCCAGACUUGGCAGGUCUGAUUUACCUUGAAAAUAGCUCGACUUUGCAAGAAGUCAAGGGGCGCAAGUUUCAUAUUUAUGGUGCGCCGUAUAUGCCAAAGGUUGGCGGCUACAGGUUUGCGUUCGAGUAUACUGAAGCCACCCAACCUUGGUUAAACAAAGUCCCGAUUGAGACAGAUAUCCUCGUCACUCACUGUCCUCCUCAACACCACCGUGAUCUCUAUCAAGGAUGUCCGCACCUUCUGCGCGAGGUCUGGCGUGUCAAGCCCUUGCUUCAUGUUUUCGGCCAUGCGCACUGGUGUCACGGUACUGAAGCUGUCUUUUUUGACAAGUUUCAAGCAACAUAUGAGCGCUUGCUCUUGCGUCCCCGCCGUGGACUGAUUAGGGACUUGAUCCCUAGCCAGAAAUGGCUUGAUGUCCUCAUUUUCGUUUACUACGGUAUCCACGGCGUUCUAUUGUCGUGGCUACGAACCAGUGCUGGUGGACAUCAGGGCAGCAUGAUGGUCAAUGCUGCGCAGGUACAUGGUAAUACCGGCAAGGUUAGGGACAGAGCCGUUGUAUUGGAAAUCUAG